AUGAAGACUGACUGGGUGGGCGUCCGGUUUUGCGGCGAUGAGAGAGACGUCCCAAAGAUCGAAUCACACCUGGGGAAGUUAUGGAAGGGAGAGCUAGUGUUACCGGAUGACGGGCAUGACAUUUUCGGUGCUUUUUGCGUGAUCUCAAUGCUGGCACAGGGACUCCUCGCCUCUCGGAUCUGGUAUCUCAAGAAAUUGAACUACGCCGCACCAAUCAUCCGGGGGCUUCUUGCUCUGCUGGAUGAACCUUGGUGGAGCAGAAUAUGGGUGGUCCAGGAAACUGUUGUGUCUGACAACGCCGUUGUGUACUACAAAAACAUAUCGAUGCCAUGGGACGCGUUUUCCAAAGCUUCCUUGUGCUACCUGACAGGGAAGGUUACAGAACAGCUGGGAUCUGCACCUUCCAAGACAUAUGGGCCUCCGUUGGCCAGGUUCCAUCGACUGGUCAACGAGAUUGACACCACCAAGAGGGACUGGAAUGCAUUCGAGCCUUCUGCACUCCUUCCACUGUUGAGGAAGUUCCGAAACCGAGACGCAAAAGAAAAAGGAGACAAGGUGUUUGCCUUGGUCGGCUUGGUGAACUUCUGGGGCCAAGACCAGCCCCUGACCCCCAACUAUAGACUCCGGCCUAGCAAGGUGUACUGGGAGACGACAAAGCACCUCAUACGAAGCUCCAAGACACUUGCAGUUCUAUCAGGAACAACCGCGAGUGGAAUACAAAUCAACCCUGGUUUUCCAACGUGGGUGACAGACUGGAGCUACCGCCCUUCUUCUGAUGGGGCAGAUCGGCUAAAGAGUCAGCACUUGUACAGAGCGGCUGGACAGGCCAUGGACGGAGUCAAUAUCCAUGGGCAAACACUUCUUGAAACCAAGGGAUACUGUGUUAAUCUUAUCUCGCUGGUUCAAAGCAGCAAUGAUACUCUUGGAGAAGACGUCCAGACAUGUGUUGCGAAUUGGAAGCUGUGUCUGCCUUGGCCUGACGACGCUCCUUAUACACAUGGGGGUUCAGUCAAAACUGCGUUUGGAGGAUGA
This is a messenger RNA of Diaporthe citri, 1032 nucleotides long. RefSeq lists its product as uncharacterized. The record is from RefSeq and is a predicted model, not a curated record. The transcript has 2 exons. Lineage: Eukaryota; Fungi; Ascomycota; Sordariomycetes; Diaporthales; Diaporthaceae. Bases 1 to 1032 code for a protein of 343 amino acids.